Messenger RNA from Canariomyces notabilis, 1359 nucleotides. RefSeq names its product glycoside hydrolase family 132 protein. The record is from RefSeq and is a predicted model, not a curated record. The transcript is spliced from 3 exons. Lineage: Eukaryota; Fungi; Ascomycota; Sordariomycetes; Sordariales; Chaetomiaceae. Bases 1 to 1359 code for a protein of 452 amino acids.
AUGAGGCUUUCCGUAUUACAAGCGGCCAUCGCCUCAGCGUCGGUUCUCUUGUCCGCCCAACCCGUUUCUGCGAAACAACAUGGUCACCGACAUGCGCAUGACGAAUACGCCAAGAGGCAUACACACGGCCACCAGGCUGGAGAAGUCCUCAGCGCACCCAAAGUCGCCAGGAAAGCCACAUGCUCUCUCCCAGACGAUCCCGACUUGGUCCACGUGCCUGGGGCUGAGAACAACGGCUUUGCCAUGAGUCCCGAUGAGCCUUGCGAGGACGGCAAGUGGUGCCCGAUUGCCUGCAAGUCGGGCAAAGUCAUGGCACAAUGGAAGCCAAAUACUGGAUACACCUAUCCUGAGUCGAUGUACGGUGGGCUUUAUUGCAACGGAGGAAAGCUUGAGAAGCCGUUCUCCAAGUCUCCUUAUUGUGUGGACGGCACGGGCACGAUCAAGGCCGUCAACAAGGCUGGCAAGAUCGUGUCAUUCUGCCAAACCGUCCUCCCGGGUAAUGAGGCUAUGAUUAUCCCGACCGAUGUCACAGACACUGCAACGUUGGCCGUCCCCGGGCCCGAUUACUGGGCUGGGACCGCUGCACACUACUACAUUAACGCACCUGGGGUCCCGGCCUCAAAGGGCUGCGUCUGGGGAACGAUCACUGAGCCGAUUGGUAAUUGGAGUCCCUAUGUUGCCGGUGCCAACACCGUAGCCAACGGUCAAACGUAUGUGAAAAUCGCAUGGAACCCGGAAUUCCUCGCUGCCCCGCUUGCGAAAACCCUGCCCAGUUUCGGUCUGAAGAUCGAGUGUCCCGACGGAGGGUGCAACGGGCUGCCGUGCAGCAUCGAUCCGUCCAAGGAUGGCGUCAACGGCCUUAGCAGCUCAGUUGGCACCAAGGGUGUUGGUGACGCCAAUUUCUGCGUUGUCACCGUCCCCAAGGGAAAGACGGCCAACAUUGUCGUUUUCAAUACCGACGGCUCCGAAGGGCCGGCUACAUCAGCCAAACCUUCCUCGCAGCCGCCGCCGACUACCUCGACAGUUGCGAAGCCAACUAGCACCUCGACGACUUCUGUCGCUUUGACAUCGUCUUCGUCCGCUGGCGUCUCGUCCACGACGCCGUUUUCGUCUUCCACCACAUCGGAUGUGUUCGUGGGAGGUCUCUUCCAAGAGGAUGCCGCGGAGGGAGAGACGCGGUAUUAUAACAGCACGGUCAGCAGCACCGCGGCUGCAGUGUCUACCACCGGCAACAAUGCCCCGGCUGCCAUAACGUCCAUCGCUCCCUCGCCCAGCAACAAUGACGCCGCAGCUGACCAAGGUGGCUCGGCUAUCGCUGGUCUUGUUGUCGCUCUGGUUGCUGCUGCCGCUUUGAUUUGA